This is a messenger RNA of Anopheles darlingi, 1542 nucleotides long. Its product is annotated as zinc finger and SCAN domain-containing protein 21-like. The transcript is spliced from 3 exons. The record is from RefSeq and is a predicted model, not a curated record. Gene Ontology annotation, biological process: regulation of transcription by RNA polymerase II. Gene Ontology annotation, cellular component: nucleus. Gene Ontology annotation, molecular function: DNA-binding transcription factor activity; RNA polymerase II cis-regulatory region sequence-specific DNA binding; zinc ion binding. NCBI's taxonomy places the organism in Eukaryota, Metazoa, Arthropoda, Insecta, Diptera, Culicidae. The coding region runs from base 89 to 1465 and encodes 458 amino acids.
UUGGUUGUUUAUUUUUUUGCAAGAAAUCAAAAAUUCUCGAAUUCUAGAAUUCGGUCCACGAUUUCGGACGAAUUUCUAUGCCCUCGCCAUGUCCAAACGGUCAUCUACCAGUGUUUCUGGUGAAGUGAAAUAUUGUGCUGAAACCCUGGAACACGUUUGUCGGCUGUGCCUAUCGAAUGAGCAGCUUGUGGCGCUCUUUACCAACGUUCGGGGACGCAACGCUUAUUUUGUGCGGAAGUUCGUAAAGCUAGCAACGGAACUACUUCAUUUCAAGUUUAACAUAAACGAUGCACUCCCCAAUUUCCUGUGUAAACGCUGUGAACGUUCGUUGCUCGCCAUUACUAAAUUUAAACAGAAGUGCGAUGAAUCCUUAAGUAUUCUUCGGAAAGCCAGCGACAUUGUUGAACCAGCUGCGAGUAGUCACGUUAGCAAAAACCAGAAAAAGAUAGGGGAGCUUGGGACGGUUCGAAGAGAAGAUCAGCCGACGAAAGAACGGAGAGAAUGCAUCGAAAUCUUACGAAAGCUACCAUCGGCAAUACGGGUAGGAACGUUAAAAACACGUGCCGCACGAGAAGACCUGGAAGAGGAGUGGCCCACAGAACAACCUGCAUGCGGUAUAAUUGAUCGUCAUGCACGGAAGGCAGACGGUCAGGUUCAUGUGAAAAGUAACGCAGACGAAUGUAAUGCCGACCCACCGAUCUCUAAGCGUAACGAAGAUGAAACCGGACAUGGAGAGAGUGAAGAACGGCUUCUGGAGACUGAUGAGGAAUCGCGGCUCGAAUGGGAAUGCGUUGGAGAGUCGGACGAGAAGGUACCAAAUAAGACAGCAAAGGAAAGGACCGUGUGUUCGGUUUGCGGUGCGAUGGUGAACAACCUUACCGCACACAUGGCCACGCACAGUAAGCUGCGGCCGCAUCAGUGCGACCAAUGCCCGAAAAGUUUCACCACACGGCACAAGCUGCAGACGCAUAUCAGCAGUGUGCAUCUGAGGCGUCGCGAUUUCAAGUGCGACAUUUGCGGCAAGGGCUUCCUAGAGCGGAAUCAUCUUAAGGGUCACAUGCGCAUACACAGCGGCGAGCGGAAGCAUCAGUGCGAUCUGUGCCCGAAGACGUUCCUGUUUGCCGGUACGCUCCGCUGCCACAAGUUGACGCACUCGCAGGAGAAAUCCCACGAGUGUCCGGUGUGUGGGAAGCUCUUCCUGAUGCGUACUACGCUCAACAAGCACGUUCGAGUGCACAGCGACGAGCGGCCAUAUCGGUGCGACGUGUGUGACAAACAGUUUCGUACCAGUACACACCUGGCAGUACACCGGAGGACUCAUACAGGCGAAAAACCCCUGGUUUGUCGCAUCUGUGGGAUGGCCUUCGCUCAGCACAAGACGCGGAGUGUGCAUAUGAAAUCGAAACAUCCCGAGGAGCUGGUGCGUCUUAAUUUAAUUGAUGAAAAGGGUCACCUAAAAGUUUGAUCUCCGCCAAUCUCGAUGGAGAAAGGUCUUCCCGUGGAAUACCCUCCUUUCCAAAAGAAGAAACGAAAGUAAAAAAU